CUGUCUCCCAAGAAGACGUGGGAGGGAUUCAUAGGAGGGUUCUUUGGAACCCUGGUCUUUGGAUUCAUACUGGCAUACCUGCUAGCUCAGUUCCAGUACUUUGUCUGUCCCGUGGAAUACAACAGUGAGACCAACCGUUUCACUGCGGAGUGUGAACCCUCGGACAUUUUCGUGAUGCACGAGUACACACUGCCCUUCACUGUCCAGAGCAUCCUCAGAUGGAAAACGGUGACCAUCUACCCAUACCAGAUCCACAGCGUGGCUCUCUCCACCUUCGGCUCUCUCAUUGGUCCUUUUGGAGGAUUCUUCGCCAGCGGAUUCAAACGAGCGUUCAAGAUUAAAGACUUUGCAGACACCAUCCCUGGUCACGGAGGCAUCAUGGAUCGCUUCGACUGUCAGUAUCUGAUGGCUACCUUCACUCACGUUUACAUAGCCAGCUUCAUCAGGUAGGGGUCAUCACUUUAACGUAGCCAGCUUCAUCAGGUAAGGGUCGUCACUUUAACGUAGCCAGCUUCAUCAGGUAAGGGUCGUCACUUUAACGUAGCCAGCUUCAUCAGGUAAGGGUCGUCACUUUAACGUAGCCAGCUUCAUCAGGUAAGGGUCUUCACUUUAACGUAGCCAGCUACAUCAGGAAAGGGACGUCACAUUAACAUAGCCAGACAAAUACCCAUAAUGCACUACUUGGGGAAUAGGGACUAAUUGACAUAGUUUAUUAGCCAGUUUCCAUCAGCUUUUUAUCAGGCAUGGAUGAUCUUUAAGGUGAUCAAUAGGCAGCAACUGUUAAUUUAAUUAGGGGCUACUGGAACUGUUUUGGUGAAAAGCUGAGGGACUGUAACCAUUCACCGAUUCAUAGUCAGAUUUAUGGAUGCAAGGACUGACCAUCCAUGACAUCAAUAUUAUCAUUUUUUUUUUUUUUUUUUUACAAAAAAAUCCAUAUCGCAAUAUCAAUUUAUCGACAACGAUAAAGAGAACAAUCAUUGUUACUUUCCCCUUUAAACUUCUGCUAUUAGUGUGAUGGUUGUAGCCAUCAAGUGUCUCAUUAACAAUCACCCAUAUUAGCAAACUUGUUGUAUUUCAUUUUAAACUUCACAUUUCUCUAGUAACAGGCUACUUAUCAUAAUGAACGAUAUCAACAAAAUGCCUGCAAUGAGUGGUCGGUGUCGAUGAGUGGUCGGUGUCGAUGAGUGGUCGGUGUCCAUGAGUGGUCGGUGUCGAUGAGUGGUCGGUGUCGAUGAGUGGUCGGUGUGGUCUGUGUCGAUGAGUGGUCGGUGUGGUCUGUGUCGAUGAGUGGUCGGUGUGGUCGGUGUCUAUGAGUGGUCGGUGUCUAUGAGUGGUCUGUGUCGAUGAGUGGUCGGUGUCGAUGAGUGGUCGGUGUCUAUGAGUGGUCUGUGUCGAUGUGUGGUCGGUGUCUAUGAGUGGUCGGUGUCUAUGAGUGGUCUGUGUCGAUGAGUGGUCGGUGUCGAUGAGUGGUCGGUGUCUAUGAGUGGUCUGUGUCGAUGAGUGGUCGGUGUGGUCGGUGUCUAUGAGUGGUCGGUGUCUAUGAGUGGUCUGUGUCGAUGAGUGGUCUGUGUCGAUG
Oncorhynchus gorbuscha (pink salmon) is the source of this 1576-nucleotide messenger RNA. Its product is annotated as phosphatidate cytidylyltransferase 1-like. NCBI's taxonomy places the organism in Eukaryota, Metazoa, Chordata, Actinopteri, Salmoniformes, Salmonidae. Gene Ontology annotation, cellular component: endoplasmic reticulum membrane. Gene Ontology annotation, molecular function: phosphatidate cytidylyltransferase activity. The record is from RefSeq and is a predicted model, not a curated record.